Aspergillus steynii IBT 23096 is the source of this 1325-nucleotide messenger RNA. Its product is annotated as putative RNA binding protein. The coding region runs from base 67 to 1239 and encodes 390 amino acids. Lineage: Eukaryota; Fungi; Ascomycota; Eurotiomycetes; Eurotiales; Aspergillaceae. The transcript has a single exon. The record is from RefSeq and is a predicted model, not a curated record.
GGUUGAGUCCGCGCAUCGUGAGGCACGCGCCCGGGAGAGCGGACGGGGGUGUUGAAGAAUCGCGAGAUGUGCCUCGUUGAAGAAUUCACUGAUGUAUAUCCUAUGGAAGAUCGAUUGAGAAGAGUUAUAUACCACUGUUCGUCCAGCGAUGGCGAAAGAACCUGCAGGAAAACUAGAAUACGGAAUUGUGGUGAAGUGUACCAUGCUCGCCAUGAUCAUCCGACGAACUCACCAGAGACACCCCCGUUGAGAUACCGAAGAAGCCGAGCAGACCCUCAAUCUGUAAGAAGGGUUUCGCCAGUUCGAAGUCGUCCAUUCAAAUUACGCUUUCCGUUCCUCAAGUCCUCCCCAGAGCAUGUUAGAGUGCAGGAAAUACAAGGACCACGAGACCGCAAAGCGACACUCGAUCCCUCUGCCAUAAGAGACCCACAUGGUGAUGAUACAAUGCGGUCACGACAAAGAUUCCAUGUAUCAGCCUCCCCACGCCUGCAUACGACUUCACCGCAAAGAACGGCAGGUUCGGGAUCGACAGGCAGAGAACGAGAACAAGACAAUUCCCUGUCCCGCGAAGCCCGCCCCCAACAACGAUCUCAGGCGCGGCGCCUACCAAGAGAACGGACUCCGGUUGUCGAGCGUGUACCUCUCAGACGCAAGGACCCUCAGGCCCCAGCUCGCGUGGUGGAAGUUCACAACGACCCCCGUGCCAGUUGCGACGAAGAGCAGCAUGGUCGGAGAAAAGGCGACCGGCAAGUCCGCUUUUCCAACACGAUCGACUAUGAGGGGGGCGUCAGCAAAGGUCGUCAAUAUCCCAGCACUCCAACGGAGCCGCGCCGAGACUAUUUCCUACCCGGCAAGCUGGCCGAUAGGUAUAGAAACGUCGAUCGGAGGGCAAGUCCUCAGCGUGUUUUCUCGAAGGAACGCCCAUACAUCGAGACCCGGACCCCGCGAUUCGAAAGGUCUAGAGACGCUGCUCCAAGUCCAUCUGCCUCUCUCGGACCAAACCGCCCGCAGCCAAGGAUAAUCCAAGAUGGUAACCGUCAUGUGGCAGAAGCGGGUCAGCGCAUCCUCGUGGAGGCUCGAAGACGACAGACCCGAGAACGAUUCACCCGCGAUCUCAGGUCAUAUACUGCAUGGCGACCGUGGAAUCGGCGGUCUGAAGGCUUGCAUGAAUCUGAUAUCAGCGAAAGAAUUGGGGAUGACGGAGGAUCCCGUCGAUACAAGGGUUGGCGUUGGCGUUGAAAAAAUCCCUCAUUGGUGCUCUAAUAGUUUUCUGUUUUUGUAAUUCCGGUUCAGGUUGGUGCAGGAAUUGAUCAACUCCUUGGUGG